Messenger RNA from Nematostella vectensis (starlet sea anemone), 4049 nucleotides. RefSeq lists its product as uncharacterized. The transcript is spliced from 12 exons. NCBI's taxonomy places the organism in Eukaryota, Metazoa, Cnidaria, Anthozoa, Actiniaria, Edwardsiidae. Bases 1322 to 3478 code for a protein of 718 amino acids. The record is from RefSeq and is a predicted model, not a curated record.
AGACAACUCAAUGAUCACUAGAUCGAGCUAAGAUCCAACGCCUUCUUCAGUAAAGAAAGACCCAACCCAACAAUGACCUUUGGGUAGGAACGAUAGAGGGACCACGCGUUAUUUGCACGUUUCAAGCUUAUAAAUUGACGGCAUUGUCAGUUGCUAACCAAUCAUGAACCUGGACUAGAGCGCUGCGCCAAUCACAAGCGACGCUUGCCGCAAUUGUCAAAGUUCUGGGUGUGAAAGCUGUGCAAUACAAAUGACGGCGGGGGGAGGUGUGCUCAAUGCGCUGGGGAAUAGAAAAAUAUCAAUAGACCCAGUUUACAUAAAAAUAGCGCCCAAUUGUAAACAAAACAUGGGCAAAGCUCAUUUGUUGGGCACAUAACAGCAAUGUGAAGUUUGCUCGUUAGCGCACAAGUCAAUGUAUUUUGCACCAUUCUGUAUACAUUUAUAAGCGCUUCAGUGGUUUGGUAUAAAUAUAUCAUCAAUACGCAACAUGUACAUGCAAAUUCUCGAUAAGCGACAUACAUUACAAGAACGCAUGCGAAGUAACCGUACUCUAAGUGUAGACAAGCAUAAUUUAUUCUAUUCGAGUGUGAUAGACAGUCGAGGUCGGGCCGAAAAUGCGGACGAAGUCUUUUGCUGCACGGACAAUUUAUCCAAUUACUGGGGAGUCAAAGGGCGGAGAACUUGAGAGAAAGGUGUCACUAGUUUAAUAUAGGACAAGAGGGAGCGCGCGAGAGCGAAUUUCGACCUCUAAGAAGGCUUGAGGGCUAGGCUGAGGCGAGCUAAAGCGGUGUUAGAAUGCAUCGGAAACGCGCCCGCAGACUGACAGAAGAACGGAGCGCGUCGUGUAUACCUUGGCCUAAGCCCUAACUGGAGCGUUAAGCAAACAUUAGGAUGUGACAACGUGCGAACAGUCUCUUGGGACUUAUUUGAAUCCGGUUUGACGAGUGAUGUCAAGCGAACGCUUUCUACGUCUCGCGUCCAAGACGUUAUUUUUAGAGUCCAAGGGACGCGAAAAAUACUAUGUUUAGGCUUCAGGUCCAUUGAGCACCGAGUCACGCCUGCUACCAUUCCAUUACUAUGAAUGCAGGCCAAAACAUGUCCUGUUGUGAUGUGCACGGUUUUAUAAUUGAUUUCUAACUGUAUUAUUAUGCAUAAGUUAAUGAGUUGCAAUAAAGUAUUACAAUCGGCCGAGAUUUUGACGUCGCAAUACUCAAAUUAAAAUAUCUCGAGGGAUAUAAGUGUGUUAGGGGAUAAUUCAUUGACUGAGUUAUUAAAACAUUGGAUUUGCGUAGGCGAAUAGAGUAGUUGAUUGGACAUUACUAUGGACAUUACGGUAUUCCGUUUUACGCGGGAAAUCUUGGCGGGAACGUUGGCAAAAUUACUCAAAUUCGACAAACAAAAAAGACAGAGCCCAAGAGAUGUCAAAAUGAGGAGGUCUAAGAUUCAACUCUCUCCUAGUGUACUCUGCAAAGCAGCAAACUCGAUCACGUUGCUCUGUUAUGUACUUCUUCUAGGGACCGGCGCAGUCUCUAUCCCAAAGCCAUCAGUGCUGUUCCCACUCAAUGAGCGGUAUGGCCACCAGGACAUCAGCGGUAAUAAUGUCCCCUCGGGUCCGAUCUCUAACAUCUAUCCUUAUCCCGGACCGUACGGCACACCAGGGGGGUCUAUGUACUUCAAGGGCGAGGCGUCCAGCUAUAUGGUGAUCCCUAAACAUGCCAAUAUCGACACACGAUAUUCCAUGACGAUGAUUUUAUGGGUGUACCCCCAAGGGACAAGAGGUCCUAUUUUAGAGUACACAAAUCCUGAUAACAUCAAUUGGGCAGUACACCUGUGGUUUUCUACAUCUACCACUUUAUUCAUUCGAUUUGCAAGAAGAGCGGACAACGUACUUUUCGACGCCAUUGGUAAAGAUGUCCCAAUUUCAAACUGGUAUUACGUGGCCAUUACUUACAGUUACAUGAGUGGUAUACAGAGCUUAUACAUUAAUGGGGCGAAAAUUGCUCAGCUAAACAUUGGGAUUGCGGAAAUGGCUACGAAUUAUGAGAUCACACUUGGAGCAAAUUCUCGUUCAACAGACUACUUUAAAGGGCGAAUCGCAUGUUUGCAAAUCUACAACUCUGAGCUGACGGGGACAGAAAUAGAACUUGUAAAACAUAUAUGCCGAAAUGAUGGUGACCCGUUACCCGUGGCGUUUUACCCGUUUAACGAGCUGUACGAGACUAAGGAGAUAAGCGGCAAAGGUGGACCCGCUGGAAUCGUAUCCAAUGUGCAGCUAUCUGCCGGACCGUAUGGAAGGCCUGGGCGAUCAUACUCAUUUGCUGGCUCGACAAGCAGCUUCGUGGAGAUUCCGCUGAGUUCUAGCCUAGAUACAAGGUACUCUUUCGCCAUUUCUCUGUGGGUGAGACACGAAGGCGUGGCGGGGCCCCUCUUUGAAUUCAUUAGACCGGACUCGGCGCCGUUUGCGGUUCACAUCUGGAUGACGGAAUCUACGACUAACCUGAUGUUACGAAUGAUGCAGAGGAAUACAUUUGCGUCGGCUGACGCCCUGAACGUUGUCUUGCAACCCAAUACUUGGUACCACGUGGUUUAUACAUAUGACUACUGGACAGGAAGACAGAGGUUUUAUCGCGACGGUGUGAUGGCAAUCGAAAGCUACAUAGGCAGUAUUGACAUAGCCACUAAUUUCAAGGUUCGUAUGGGUUAUAACGGAGGUGAUCCCCGCUGCUUCAAGGGACAAGUGUCUUGUAUUCAAGUGUUCCGCGAGGCGUUGGACGCUGCCCAGGUCAAUCGGCUUAGAUAUACCUGCAAUAACAUGGUCUUUCCUGAGCGGUACGGGGCAUGCGUCAAAACAGUCCCAUUAGACACAUCGACACGAGACCAAAACAACAUUGUCAGCGGUAUUCCAUCAGACGGCCGCGCGUUGAAUCACGUUGACUGGUACCGACCUUCUGGUGAUCACGCAAUGAUUCUCUCCCGCUGUCCUCCCGCGGGCUCAUGUGGAGCCCAGUCCCCUGGCUGGAUGAAUGAGUCGCAUCCUCGACACGAGGACGGUAUUGUGUCUCGUCGGCUCUGUUACCGAGUCGGGGGGGACUGUUGUGCUCGGAGAGCUAUAGUUUACGUGCGCCAGUGCAAUGGGUAUUACGUGUACAAGUUCGAAGGUCUCCCCCCUGAGUAUCUGGACGCUAAACUUUGUUUUGAAGGCCAUCAUCUGCACACCCGAGACAUUCUGUUCAGCCAAACGACAGGUCAGUACUUUUUACAGCACGUGCACUACACAGAGACUCGCGUGUCGUCUGUCGCAUCCUGCCUCUCGUAUUGUCUAGCCGCCGGGACCCAAUGCAGAUCAUUCAACUACAAAUCUACUGACCAAGGCACGUGCCAGCUGAACAAUGCUACAAUCGCCGAGUACAGCAACUUCGCAGUCUCUGAAACGGGAUGGGAUUAUUAUGAACCGACGUCGGUAAUCACUGUCCAGUGAAAUCCCUUAAAAAUGCAAGCUAAAUUCGUCAAUUUGCUUGCAUGGAGCCAUGAAGGAUAGACGAAUGGAGUACUUAAUCUUUGCAUGCGCGCAAUCAUUAUCUGGUCAUGCCGGUCACCAGGCGCUAAAGUUUCCUUGCGCACAAAAUAAGCGAAUCGAAUAGAUCACGUGACUUUUGGGGCGGCAAAAUAAAAUAACAACAAAAAGCAACAUAUUCAGAACUCGUUUUCAUUCAAAGAUUUUAUAUUUUCGUCGUUCUCUAUCGUGACGGCCGAAUUCAUUUUUGAGUUUAUUUUGGCUUGCCGCUCAAAAAGUCGCGUUAUAGUAUAGGGCCGGUUUCCUAGAAAGCAGGUUAACGCUAACCCAGAGAUAAAUAAGGUUGUUAUCCAAUCAAAUGUCUCGAUAACCAUAUUUAUCCGUGAAUAAGCGCUAAACUGCUUUCUAGGAACCGGGCCCAGGUCGCCAAUCCUUUCGGCAAACACUUCGUGAGGGAGAGAACAAAGGACUCAUAAACAACAAAUCGAGUUUAGUCUGAAAUGGUUUGGUGAUCUAGUCUUCUUUGUCACUAAAA